AUGGCCACCACAAACAAUGACUCCCCCGGAAAUGCCUACUACCCAAAUAGCCCCCCAAUGCGAAGGCCAGGCCUGAAAUUCAUUUACCGCCUCGAGUGCACCAUCGCCUCGGAAGAAAUCAAUAUCGGUGCCCCCAACGGAACGGGCGUAUUUCGGAGCAUCGCGAACAUAACAGGCGGUACAUUCAAGGGGCCGAACCUUGAAGGAACCGUUCUUCCUCUGGGUGGUGCAGACUGGGCGACUGUUAUCGAGGGCACGCAUGUAUGUCGCCUUUCCCGAUCUUCCCCGGCCCGUAUCGAUAUAGAGACCGUGCCACUAACAACAUCAAAGUCCAUGACCCUCGACGCACGAUACACCAUCAAGACAGUCGAUGACCACUAUCUCUUCGUGCAAGCGCACGGUCUCUACCGCCCCGGCCCGGGAACACAAUAUGCCAAACAGGUAGCCGAGAACCCAGCCAUGAGACCACCGCCGACAGUUACACAAGAUGACGUCGAGUUCUUCUCACAUCUACGGAUCGAGGCUGCGGGGAAAUAUAACUGGUUGAAUGGACUGGUUUGUGUUGGGGUGAUGAGUUGCGAGGAUGAGCGUAUCAUUAUCGAUGCGUAUUAUUUGACGAAUUUUGUUAGUAUGAAGCCGGAAGAUGUCAUGAUGAGACGGGAGAAUUCAUAG
Molecule: messenger RNA, 672 nt
Organism: Aspergillus lentulus
Lineage: Eukaryota; Fungi; Ascomycota; Eurotiomycetes; Eurotiales; Aspergillaceae
Source: RefSeq, a predicted model, not a curated record